GGAUUAUACCACUGCGUUAUUACUAGACAUGUUUAGAAUAAAAUACACCAAAUAGAGUAAAUAUUUUAGAUUUCUAGACAACAUAUGGCUAGUAUUUUACAUUGAGAGACAAUUAAAUUGAGAUGUUAAAUGUCUAAAACCAGGUCUUUGUUGGACCGGAUAUCCGGUCACAUUGGUUUGUUCCGCUGCCGUUUUCUCCUACGACAACAACUUCUGGCACGUGUGUCAUUGCUGGUGACUGAUAGUCGUUUUUAUGUGUAUAAUUUCUUAAAUAUCUAGUGUGAAGUGACAACAACAGAAGGAAAAUGGGUAAGAAGAAAAGCGGCGGAGGAGGUGGACUGGGACGAGCUCUGAUAAAAGAGAAAGUGCAGACGAGCCGAGGGAAGAGGAGAGGAGACACCUGGCGCCACACCAGUGAACUGAAUGAUGGAUACGACUGGGGACGGUUGAACCUACAGUCGGUGACAGAGCAGAGCUCUAUGGAUGAUUUUCUGGCCACUGCGGAACUCGCAGGAACAGAGUUUGUUGCUGAGAAGCUCAACAUCAAGUUUGUGCCAGCAGAAGCUAGAGCUGGCUUAUUGUCAACUGCAGAGAAAAGCAGGCUGAAAAAACUGCAUGAAGACAACAAACAUUUUCUCAGAAUUCCACGACGGCCUCACUGGGAUGAAAGCACCAGUCCAGAUGCUCUUCAGCUGGCAGAAAGAGACAGCUUCUUAGAGUGGAGACGAGAGCUGGCACAGCUGGAGGAGGAACAGAAGUUAAUUCUCACCCCCUAUGAGAGGAACCUGGAGUUUUGGAGACAGCUGUGGAGGGUGAUCGAGCGAAGUGAUGUUGUCGUCCAGAUAGUUGAUGCCAGAAACCCUUUGCUGUUCAGAUGUCCAGACCUGGAGUCCUAUGUGAAGGAAGUGUCAGAGGAUAAGGUCAACAUGCUUUUGGUGAAUAAGGCUGACCUGCUGACCAGGAAGCAGAGGCAAGUCUGGGCCCGGUAUUUUGAGAAGGAGGGGCUGAGGGCCGUCUUCUGGUCUGCGUUGGCUGAAGGCGAUCGUCUGGAAGCAGAGGACAAGGGCAUGGAAACGAAAGAUCCAGAAGAUGACGAGAGUGACCAGGAAGAAGAAGAACAGCUAAACAAUGAAGACUUGAGUCCUAAGGGUGCAGAUGGAGAGGAGGAUGAGGAAGAUGAUGAUGAGGAGGAUGAUAUCGAGGACCAAGAACAUCAACACAUUAGUGUAGAUGAGGAGGACUGGCACACCUGCUCAGAAGAUGAGGGUGCAGAAGAAGCCGAAGGCGCUGUUGGUUCAUCUACUGAAUCCUCCUUCCAUAACUCCAGCCGUCUGCUGCACAAGGACGAGCUCCUGGCCAUGUUUAGGUCUGUUCACAACGGGCCCUCGUGUAAAGAAGGACAACUAACAGUGGGGCUGGUUGGAUAUCCAAAUGUCGGAAAGAGUUCCACCAUCAACACUAUUCUGAGGAACAAAAAGGUUUCAGUUUCAGCCACUCCUGGACACACCAAGCACUUUCAGACCCUGUAUGUGGAGCCGGGCCUCUGCCUCUGUGACUGCCCUGGUCUGGUCAUGCCCUCAUUUGUUUCCACUAAAGCUGAGAUGAUCUGUUCAGGGAUCUUACCCAUCGAUCAGAUGAGGGACCAUGUGCCGGCCGUGUCCCUUGUGUGUCAGACAGUUCCUCGGUGUGUGUUAGAAGGAACGUACGGCAUUAACAUCAUCCGACCUCGAGAAGAUGAAGACCCCGACAGGCCGCCCACCUCUGAGGAGCUGCUCAUGGCUUAUGGAUAUAUGAGAGGUUUUAUGACGUCCCACGGCCAACCCGACCAGUCCAGAUCAGCCCGCUACAUCCUCAAGGAUUACGUCAAUGGCAAACUUCUCUACUGCUACCCCCCCCCACAUUUGAAUCCAGAAGACUUCCAGCCGCAGCACAGCAAGUUCCAGAGAAGAGAUUCUAAUGACUGUGAUGUCUCCAUGGCAACCAAUAAACAGCAGAAAGUCAAGAGAAUUGAGAAUAUGGUCGACAAGAACUUCUUCCAUCAGGAAAAUGUUCGCGCUCUGUCCAGAGGGGUUCAGUCUGUGAUGGGCUACAAACCUGGAAACGGACCUGUGGGAGCAUCCAAAGCCGGGACAGACACGGUUCUGGGCAAACCCUGGAAAAAACAUGGCAACAGGAAUAAGAAAGAAAAAGUACGGCGCCUAAACAAACAUCUGGAUGCCUGACACUAAAGUACUGUGAAUGAGAAGUAAUCGAAUACCAGACUGAUUCCAAAGGAGCUGAUCUGAAGAGGACCAGAGCCUCUCCUGGAGGACGGAGCGGUCCACACCGGCUGGACACUAGGAUCCAUCUGAACACUAGGAUCCAUGUGGACGCUAGGAUCCAUGUGGACACUAGGAUCCAUCUGGACACUAGGAUCCAUGUGGACACUAGGAUCCAUGUGGACACUAGGAUCCAUGUGGACGCUAGGAUCCAUGUGGACGCUAGGAUCCAUCUGGACACUAGGAUCCAUGUGGACACUAGGAUCCAUGUGGACACUAGGAUCCAUGUGGACACUAGGAUCCAUGUGGACAUGCAUUCCAUCCACUGGUUCUGCACAUGGACAGCAGAUCAGCAAAACCCACAGCAGAGGAACAGAACUAAUAAUUACUAGAGAUUUUCCAGGUUGUAAUUUGAAGACGUUUUCAUUAAAUCAUUAUCACAAAGU
Molecule: messenger RNA, 2704 nt
Organism: Sphaeramia orbicularis (orbiculate cardinalfish)
Lineage: Eukaryota; Metazoa; Chordata; Actinopteri; Kurtiformes; Apogonidae
Gene: lsg1
Product: large 60S subunit nuclear export GTPase 1
Exons: 14
Coding region: 306-2222 (638 amino acids)
Biological process (GO): ribosomal subunit export from nucleus
Cellular component (GO): cytosol
Molecular function (GO): GTPase activity; GTP binding
Source: RefSeq, a predicted model, not a curated record